CAGAGCUCCCUCCCUGUUCGGCAGCCAUAACCAGAAGCUCCCGAAGCUAAACGCGUGCCUCCGCCAUCUCCAUUCGCGCCCGCCGCAAGCUCUGUCGGAGCGAAGAUGAAGGUUGUCGCCGCGUAUUUGCUGGCCGUCUUGGGAGGCAACACCUGCCCCUCCGCCGACGACUUGAAGGACAUUCUAGGAUCAGUUGGAGCUGAGGCUGAUGACGAUAGAAUAGAGUUGCUCUUGUCCGAAGUCAAGGGAAAGGACAUCACUGAGCUGAUUGCUGCCGGAAGGGAAAGGCUGGCCUCUGUGCCCUCUGGAGGCGGUGGUGCCGUGGCCGUUGCUGCAGCCCCAGGAGGUGGUGCCGCUGCUGGAGGCGCUGCCCCAGCUGCUGAGGCAAAGAAGGAGGAGAAAGUCGAGGAGAAGGAAGAGUCUGACGACGAUAUGGGCUUCAGUCUCUUUGAUUAAGAAUGCAGAUGGCGAUUUUUGCUUACAAAUGUGCGUGUCGUGGAUAUAGGCGCAAACAUGCGGUCUCUGUAGUCCAUAGUUAGAAGUUCUUGUUUUUUCUUCUUCUGUUUGCUGCUGGACCCCCUUGAAAUUUUUGUUUACUCUAAAUGAGAUGUUUUCGGGACCUGGGAUGGAAUUUUUUCCCUGAAAUUCGUCCAUUUUGGAUACUUUCUUGAUUAUAAUUGACUGCUCAUCCAGUUUCGAUUCUUA
Molecule: messenger RNA, 705 nt
Organism: Eucalyptus grandis
Lineage: Eukaryota; Viridiplantae; Streptophyta; Magnoliopsida; Myrtales; Myrtaceae
Product: 60S acidic ribosomal protein P2A
Exons: 3
Coding region: 106-456 (116 amino acids)
Biological process (GO): cytoplasmic translational elongation
Cellular component (GO): cytosolic large ribosomal subunit; ribosome
Molecular function (GO): structural constituent of ribosome
Source: RefSeq, a predicted model, not a curated record